Contarinia nasturtii (swede midge) is the source of this 3115-nucleotide messenger RNA. RefSeq names its product protein kintoun (gene Nop17l). Gene Ontology annotation, cellular component: cytoplasm. The record is from RefSeq and is a predicted model, not a curated record. Lineage: Eukaryota; Metazoa; Arthropoda; Insecta; Diptera; Cecidomyiidae. Gene Ontology annotation, biological process: axonemal dynein complex assembly. The transcript has 3 exons. Bases 578 to 2974 code for a protein of 798 amino acids.
UAAAUUGACAAACGUACAUGCAAGAUGUUUGUAUCAGAACAGUCUUAAAUGAACCGGCCACCGGUCAUGGUAUUAGAUAAUCGAACAAACUAUAGCUUUGCAAAAAAGAACACAAAUACUUAAACAAAAUCAAAUAUAUUCGGGAAAAAUCUAGAUGACAGUUGAAGAGACAACGCUCAUAUACAUACAAACACAAUCAAAAUAGUAUCCGUAGCGUAUAUACAAUCAUAUUAUCCGCGUUUCUGUAGGCAACACCGACAACAUUUUUUUCUGUAGCAUUUUUAUUUAUCGAACAGUUCAUAUGCUUAGAUUAAAAGUUUGCGUACUGCGUAGUUCACUGUGUGUGAUUGACAUAAUUUUUACACCAUUUGUAUUAGAACCUUUUUAAAUUGUCAUAGAGUGAUUUCAAUUUUAUUUGUCAUUUAAAAACAAACCGAUUUUAAUAUUUAUUUGAAUCAUCAAUAUCGAAUUUUAACCAUUUUUUCUGCAAUCAGUAAUUGUUUGGUUUCUCGUGUAUAUUUGCAUGAAAAAUUCAAUUCGUACAUAGUACAGUGUGUCAACUUCCGAUUGUUCAACAAUGAGCAGUAGGCGAAAUUUGGAUUUAACCACUGAUGAACGUGACCGUUUCACUAAGGCAUUUAAAUCGGAAAAGUUUCGCAAUCUAUUUAUUGAGUAUUGUAACGAAAUUAGUGAUCCAGAAAAUCGACGUAUUUAUGAAGCCGAAUUAAAACAACUUGAAGCCGAACGCGGCAUUGAUGUACAGUUCAUAAGUCCUGAACCGGGAUUUGUAAUAAAAUCAAUUGCGAAUGGCAAUCAAAAAAUAUUCAUCAAUGUUGCAAAGUGUGACAGCAUCGAAAAACCCACCAGUCAAUGUGGUUUUGAUGUGAAAACUGGUGAAAAAGGUCUGCAUUGGAGUUUGCCGUAUGUGCAGUCGAAGCCAAAACAUGAUUUUGAUAAAAAUAAAGUGAUUUGUGCCGUUUUCGAUGUUAUCUUUCAUCCAGAUACUUUGCAUUUGGCAAAGAAAAAUCAAGCAUUCAGAAAAUUAGUCAUUGAAACGGCUUAUGAUGCUGUACGUACAACGUUCGAUUUAACACUUGAUAGUAUUAAGAAUUUGAAAUUUCCAAAAUUAAACUAUAAAGGAUCGUCUACACCUGUUGUAAUUCGAAAAAGAUCGGUGCCUGAGAAUGGUUAUAGAAAAUCUUUCAUUGGAAAACAAAAUUGUCAAAACAUUGAUGAUAAUCAUGAUGAUCAGCGGCAACCAAUGGCGACUGUGACCAUCGAUGAAUAUACGACACCAGAAUACGAAAUUAUACACAGACGGCACAUAGAAAUGCAUGAAUUUACUGAAGAAUUGGAUGCUAAAUUAAAUAUAACUGUACCCAAGGAGCUAAUAAUCAAAAUUCAUUUGCCGUUAUUGGAUUCAUCCAAAGAUGUUGUUCUGGAUGUAAACAUAAAAUCAAUUUAUAUGCAAUGUGAUACGCCAGCCAAGUACAAACUUACAAUUAGUUUACCGUUUGAUGUGGAUAAAGAACUGGGAAAGGCACAGUUUGACAAUCAAACGAAAAUAUUAGCACUAACACUGCCAGUUUUAACCACAAGAAAGCAGCUUGGUAUCUUGGAUCUAUGCCGCGAAGAUAGUGGCGUUGAAAGUGACCAUCACAGUCCCAAAGAGGAUAGUUCAUUGGGCUUGGAUGAUGAUGUGUUCACCGAUGAUUCCAAUCAUUAUUCAUUAGAAAGCGAUUUGAUAUCUAGCAUCGGGUCAUCAUCAGUAACGGAAAAAGAGCAAAAUACAAAAGUAAAAGAAGGAGAUUCGUUUUUAGAAUCAUCAAUUAACUAUACUUUACCGCAUUUUACAUAUAAUCGUUUCGAAAAUGUUGUUGCAUUUACAUUACACGUUAAAAAUGUCGAGUCCAACUCAAUCGUUUAUAUUGGCACGAAAAACAGUUAUCGCGUCAAAUUCUCAACAGUUGGAUCUGGUUAUUUUAACAAUUAUUAUGCUUUUUAUUUUGCCAUACCCAAUGGAAUGGCCAUUAUUUCGGAAUCUCCACGAAUUGAAACUUGGGAUAACAAUGUUGUUAUUCAAAUUGAACUCAAUGCAAUUGAACAUUUCACUUCAUAUGAAGUUGGUUUGAGUGCAGGAGAUUGUAAAACAGUCAUAUGCAACGAAAAAAAAUCAAACAGUGACAACAAUGAAAAAAAUCAUGGAACUGUAAAAACAAGUUUUGUCGAAGUUGGGACUGCCAUGUCAAAUGAAGAACUUCGAAUUGAAAUCACCAAUAAAUAUUUUAAAGCUAAAAGUACAACUGAUGACGACGAAGAAGAUGAUGAAGCUAUUAAAGUGCCCAUUCACCGUCCCAAACCCAAAAAAACGAAACGAGAAAACAAAAAAGUCCGUUCAUUAUCUGAAUCACAUUGCGACGAAUUAAAACAUACUGAAGAAGCUACAGCGAAAAUUGCUGAUGACGCCAAUAAAGCAUGUUUAAAGCAUGACCUGAAGUCUCGUACACAAUCUGAAUCGAGCAACGAUGAACAUCAUAUGGAUUUGUUCCCAUUAAAAAGCAUCCUAAAACGUCACAGUUCAUAUGAUCGUACAACAACACCAGAAUGUUCACUUGAUGAAUAUGGCUGUGCCACAUCAAUUGAUUUGGGUAUUGGUUCAAGCAUACCGGAAGAAAAUGAUGUUGAAAAAUCCGAGAGCGUUAAAAAGACUGUCCGCUUCGAUAAGCAACUUUGUAGAAAAUUACUUUUCAAAAUUAAUUCGACUAUUAUUGGUCAACGGAAACCUAAAGAAAACAAACGCAAGAAGAAGAAGCGCAAUCAAGAACGUCGCUAUAGCGAAGGUGAAGCCUCAGAUUAUGAAAAUAAUUUACAAAUGGGACCAUCUCGCUGUCAAAAAUCCAGUGCACCCAUCGACGUCAUCAAGAACAAGGACACCGAAAAUAAAACCAAUUUGAUAUUCGAUAUUGAAAUUUAGUUCCUAUGUAGCUUUUGAUUCAACAAUAUGUGCAACAAUUACUUGUUCUCUUCUUAAUCACGUAACUUCUUAACCAAUAUACAAGAAUAGAGUUUUGGCAUCAGUAGUUUUAAUAAAUAAUAAAUAUGCUUGAACAGUAAA